AGCUUACUUAAAGCAAAGGAUUACCAAGAUGGUAAAAUGUAUUGCUACAGUUUUAAAUAUUUUUAUACAGUUUUUGUAAUCUUUCUAUAAUAACACCAUUAUAUUCAUUAGGUAAUGGUACCAAUGUUAGCCUUGAAAAAUACACGUAGAAAUCUUAAUUUCUUUUAGUUAUAGAUUUUAUUUAUUUAUUCAUGAGAGACAGAGAGGCAGAGACACAGGCAGAGGGAGAAGCAGGCUCCCUGUGGUCCUGUGGUGAAUCUGAUGUGGGACUCGAUCCCAGGACCCCGGGGUUACGCCCUGAGAUGAAGGCAGAUGCUCACCCACUGAGCCCCUUGGGCAUCCCUGUGUAGGGUUUUACUUUGGUAGAUGGGAGAUACUUUACGCAUGUUAGGUAAGCGAGGAUUUUGUGAAUGUUGGAUUUGAAAUAUCCUCUCUGGAGCUGACUCAUGGUCAACAGAGUGGCAGAACUUGCUCCACCCCAUUGAGGGGUGGAGGCAGAUUGUGUGUCCUGUGGGCCUUUGGGGAGACAGUCAGGUUGCAGUGAGAAGAGCCUGAGGAGGAGUCUGGGGACUUGGGUGCUAAUCCUCGCCUCCCUGCGUCUGACCCGAUUACAUUUGGACAAGUCGAUUGUGACAUGGGGACCGAGAGCACGGAGGUAAUCCCCAAGGAAGAAGUUUCUGAGGAACCUGAGCCACGUGCGACAGGAUUGGAGACACUUCCCUGGGUGGUUUGCCAGGGCCAGGAGUUCGGAGUGGCCUGCGCAGAAGACACGGUGGACAGGCACUCGAGAAGGUCCACUGAAAGGAGCACGGGGCAGUUGUCCCCUCGGGGUAGGGGCCUUGUACCAGGGCCCAUUGUCUUUCAGAGGCCACCCCCAGGUGAGAAGUACGGGGAGCGUGGGGAGCAGGAGCGCACCUGUAGCCUCGGGGCACCCCUGCUCACGCCUCAGGCCAACCCCCCAGCUGAGGCCAUCCCUGCCUUCACCACCUCCCACCACAACCCCAUGGAGAAUGUGGAGUCUCCCCGUACGCAGAGAGCUCCUGUGGGUGAGAAGCCUCACAGGUGCAAAGAGUGCGGCAAGGCCUUCAACCAGAACUCGCAUCUGAUUCAGCACCUGAGGGUUCACAGCGGAGAGAAGCCCUUUGAGUGCAAAGAGUGUGGAAAGACGUUUGGGACCAACUCCAGCCUGCGACGGCACCUGAGGAUUCAUGCGGGGGAGAAGCCCUUUGCCUGUAGCGAGUGUGGCAAGGCCUUCAUCCAGAGCUCGCACCUCAUCCACCAUCACAGGAUCCACACGGGGGAGAGGCCAUACAAGUGUGAGGAGUGCGGCAAGGCCUUCAGCCAGAACUCAGCGCUUAUCCUGCACCAGAGGAUCCACACGGGCGAGAAGCCCUAUGAGUGCAACGAGUGCGGAAAGACCUUCCGGGUGAGCUCGCAGCUCAUCCAGCACCAGCGCAUCCACACGGAGGAGAGGUACCACGAGUGCACCGAGUGUGGCAAAGCCUUCAAGCACAGCUCGGGCCUCAUCAGGCACCAGAAGAUCCACACCGGGGAGAAGCCCUAUCUGUGUAACGAGUGCGGGAAGGGCUUCGGGCAGAGCUCCGAGCUCAUCCGGCACCAGAGGAUUCACACCGGGGACAAACCCUACGAGUGCAAUGAGUGUGGCAAGACUUUCGGCCAGAAUUCCGAGAUCAUUAGGCACAUUCGCAUUCACACUGGCGAGAAACCCUACGUGUGUAAGGAGUGUGGGAAGGCCUUCCGGGGCAACUCGGAGCUCCUGAGGCACGAGCGGAUCCAUACCGGGGAGAAACCCUACGAGUGCUUCGAGUGCGGAAAGGCGUUUAGGCGGACCUCACACCUCACCGUCCACCAGAGGAUCCACACCGGAGAGAAGCCCCACCAGUGCAGCGAAUGUGCGAGAACCUUCUGGGACAGCUCGGAGCUGCUGCUCCACCAGAAGAUCCAUGUUGGGGAGAAGCCUUAUGAAUGUACUGACUGUGAGAAGACAUUCAGCCAGCACUCCCAGCUGCUCCUCCACCAGCGAAUCCACACGGGCGAGAAGCCGUACGAGUGUCAGCAGUGCCGGAAGACGUUCAGCCGCAGCUCCCACCUGCUCCGGCACCAGAGUGUCCACUGCGCAGAGUGAUGGCAGCCGGCGAGGGGCUCCGUGCGGACUUGCCGCGCCCAUAGCUUGCACAUCCCAUGCGUGGACAGACCCCCUUCUCCCCGUGUGUAAUGCAGCGGCUGGAAAGGAUGGACGCUUUUAGGAGUCAUUGGUGAAGUUUCGGUACCGGGUUAAAUCGUAAAAGCUGUUUCAGGCCUUAAUAUUCCCUCUGUACCCCUUGGCGCUCCCUGCCUGCUGCCCCCCUGGGUGGAUCUCGUCGCUCUGGGGUCAGUAGCCACCUUGUAGCCCAGAUCGUCACUUUCCAGGAAACGUGCAGGCACAUGAUCCCAACGCCACCCAAGGGUGACACAGCAGAUGCGUGAACGUGUGCCCCUGCGGUGUUAGGUUGAGGUGGAGGCGAUGCCCCCUGUUCCCUAACUGUGUGGCCCUGGGAUCCAUCGAUGGGCUCCUUCUAGCUUCACAGUCCUGCAGACGUGCUCCCGGGUUUCCUUAGAUGAUGGUGGUGUUGCUGAAGAGUGGGAAGUCCCGGGGAUACCCCGUCCUGCCAGACCGCCUCGUUCUCCUGCAGAGGGUGCAGGAUGGAGGAGACAGACAGGCCCUGGCCAGGACUCUGCGGGGCCUCAGAGCCCCGAGGGGCUUGUGGGUGAGGGGAGCGGGGGAGCCGUGAUGCUGCUCUCUCUGGGGCCCCUGUGCUGGGCCGGCUUGCCCAUGGGCUCAGGCUGCGCCACCCAGAGCCUCCACCUGGCUUGCCUGCAGCCCAGGGGUCCUCGUCGUCUCUACCAUAUGUUCCGUGUUCUCCCACAAGCUGCUGCUUCUCCGAGGAAACAUCCUGGGGUCUCCAUGUGCCCACGUGUCUGAGGUGCCAAGUGGCGGCUAGCACCUGGGGGCCCCUGCCUGCUCUUACCAUGAAGGGAGGGGUUUUGGACUCCGUGAGCUGUGGGGUUGAGGCAACCCUAUGGGCCUGGACUGCCAGGCACACCUGGAGCACUCUGCUCUCAGUCCCUUUCUGACCAGUCACCAGUGCCUCGCGUUCCCUGAGUGUGUGCUAGGUGCCGGCAUGCGGCCAUGCAGUCUCCGUGUUGGGUUUCACAGCCUUGCCGAGGAGCAUAAGCUGCUUAAGGGGGGUACUGUUUAUGUACCAUAAAGUCCACCUGUUUGACGUGC
This is a messenger RNA of Nyctereutes procyonoides (raccoon dog), 3289 nucleotides long. It is a transcript of the gene ZFP3, whose product is annotated as ZFP3 zinc finger protein. The coding region runs from base 635 to 2146 and encodes 503 amino acids. The transcript has 2 exons. Lineage: Eukaryota; Metazoa; Chordata; Mammalia; Carnivora; Canidae. Gene Ontology annotation, biological process: regulation of immune system process; negative regulation of transcription by RNA polymerase II; regulation of cytokine production. The record is from RefSeq and is a predicted model, not a curated record.